This is a messenger RNA of Bufo gargarizans (Asiatic toad), 7530 nucleotides long. It is a transcript of the gene CACNA1H, whose product is annotated as calcium voltage-gated channel subunit alpha1 H. Gene Ontology annotation, molecular function: voltage-gated sodium channel activity; low voltage-gated calcium channel activity. Gene Ontology annotation, cellular component: voltage-gated calcium channel complex; plasma membrane; voltage-gated sodium channel complex. Gene Ontology annotation, biological process: sodium ion transmembrane transport; neuronal action potential; calcium ion import. NCBI's taxonomy places the organism in Eukaryota, Metazoa, Chordata, Amphibia, Anura, Bufonidae. The record is from RefSeq and is a predicted model, not a curated record.
GUUUGAGCACGUCAGCAUGCUGGUCAUUUUGCUGAACUGUGUCACCCUCGGGAUGUUCCAGCCCUGUGAAGACGUGGAGUGUUUGUCAGAGAGAUGCACAAUCCUUGAGGCAUUCGAUGGCUUCAUCUUCGCUUUCUUUGCGGUGGAAAUGGUCAUUAAGAUGAUAGCAUUGGGCAUCUUCGGGCAGAAGUGUUACCUGGGAGACACGUGGAACAGACUGGAUUUUUUUAUCGUCAUGGCUGGGAUGAUGGAAUACUCUCUGGACGGACACAACGUCAGCCUGUCUGCCAUCCGCACUGUCCGAGUUUUACGGCCGCUAAGAGCCAUUAAUAGAGUCCCAAGUAUGAGAAUACUGGUGACCCUGCUGUUAGAUACUCUGCCUAUGUUAGGCAACGUCCUUCUCUUGUGUUUCUUUGUGUUUUUCAUCUUCGGGAUUGUCGGCGUCCAGCUCUGGGCGGGGUUACUCCGAAACCGGUGUUUCAUUGACCAAGAUUUCGCAAACAGUUACAAUCUCACCUCCCUGAGGCCGUAUUAUCAGGUGGAUGAUACCGAGGAUAACCCCUACAUCUGCUCAUCUCACCGAGACAACGGGAUGUUGAAAUGCCAGGACAUCCCCCCCAAAAUCGACUGCUCCAGUUUCAACUUCCCAGAAUUCGGCAGCAGGAACAACUGUGAUCUAAACCAGUACUACAACGUAUGCAAACCCGGAGAUCUGAAUCCUCACAAGGGGGCCAUUAAUUUUGAUAAUAUUGGCUACGCCUGGAUAGCCAUUUUUCAGGUUAUAACCCUGGAAGGGUGGGUGGACAUCAUGUACUAUGUCAUGGAUGCACAUUCUUUUUACAAUUUUAUAUAUUUUAUACUACUUAUAAUAGUGGGUUCUUUCUUCAUGAUAAACUUGUGCCUGGUUGUGAUAGCAACACAGUUUUCUGAAACGAAACAGCGGGAGAAUCAAUUAAUGCAGGAGCAGCGGGCUCGUUACCUCUCCAACGACAGCACAAUCGCCAGCUUCUCUGAGCCGGGAAGUUGCUACGAGGAGUUACUAAAGUACAUCUGUCACAUCUUUAGGAAAGUCAAGAGGCGGACGCUAAGGCUAUAUAAUAACUGGCAAAACAAGCGUCGGAAAAAAGUCAACCCAAACAGUACCAUGAAUGGACAGGGCCGGGGUCGCAAGUGCAAACGAAGAAUCACUUCCAUCCAUCACUUAAUUCAUCACCACCAUCAUCAUCAUUAUCACAUAACUAAUGGUAGUCCUCGUGGGCCCAGGUCAAGUCCCGAGAUAUGUGAUAUGGAGAUGAAGAUCAUGAAGCCCAAAAGUCAACUUAGGCUUCUUCCACCAUCCCCUAGUCAUCAGAAUGCAUCACCCAAAAGUGAGUCUGUCCACAGCAUCUACCAUGCAGAUUGCCACUUUGAAGGACACCAGUUGAAAUCUUGUAAGUCUUCCAAUGCUUCCUCAAACACCAAACUGGAUGUUGCGCUCAACCACACCAACAUGAACUAUCCCACCAUCCUGCCUUCACCCACCAGUAAAGCCAGCCUUGGAACUGUGGCGAAAGCGAAAAGAAGCGGCAGUACUCCAGCCAGCUUGGUGAACAGCCCAGUCAGCUUGAAUGAGUCCUAUGGAAAGAUCCAUCAUGUAGUAGGAGAACAUGGCCUUUGCCGAAGUUCCAGCAAAUUAUCGAAUCUGAGCGUCCCCUGUUCCUUGCCAAGUCCCCAACCUAGCCAGAUCAUCUGUGAGCUCCAGAACUGCCCUUACUGCGCCAGUUUUGUGGAGAAUCCAGAACUGGAACUCAGCGACUCUGACAGCUACGAGUCAGACACCAAUGGAGUGUAUGAGUUCACGCAGGACCUGAAGCAUGGAGACCAAAGAGAUCACGUCCAGAAAGGGAAGACAUUCAGAAGCAAAGAGAAAAAGCCGAAUAAGAUAUGCAAACUUUGGAAAGAAUUCACCAAUCGGCUGAAAAGAAUUGUGGACAGCAAGUACUUCAAUCGGGGGAUCAUGAUUGCCAUCUUGAUAAACACCCUCAGCAUGGGCAUCGAAUAUCAUGAGCAGCCUGAAGAGCUGACCAACGCCCUGGAGAUCAGUAACAUCGUCUUCACCAGCAUGUUUGCCUUGGAGAUGCUCCUGAAGCUCCUCGCUUUUGGAAUGUUUGGAUACAUCAAGAAUCCAUACAAUAUCUUUGAUGGAAUCAUCGUGGUCAUCAGUGUUUGGGAGAUCAUCGGACAGUCAGACGGGGGUCUGUCUGUGCUCAGAACAUUCCGGCUGCUUCGCGUGUUGAAGCUGGUCCGCUUCAUGCCAGCUCUGCGCCGCCAACUGGUGGUCCUGAUGAAGACCAUGGACAAUGUGGCUACGUUCUGCAUGCUUCUCAUGCUCUUCAUCUUUAUCUUCAGCAUUCUUGGCAUGCAUCUCUUUGGCUGUAAGUUUACUCUGAGGACAGACAAUGGAGACACCAUUACCGACCGGAAGAACUUUGAUUCCCUUCUCUGGGCCAUUGUGACAGUUUUCCAGAUUCUUACCCAGGAGGACUGGAACAUGGUGCUGUAUAACGGGAUGGCCUCCACUUCAUCUUGGGCGUCUCUUUAUUUUGUGGCUCUUAUGACGUUCGGAAAUUACGUCCUGUUUAACCUCUUGGUGGCCAUUCUGGUGGAAGGCUUUCAGGCAGAGGGGGAUGCCACAAGGUCAGAGACCGACGAGGACAAAAUCUCUACCAAUUUUGAUGAAGAUUUGGAAAAGCUGAAGGACCUCCGAGCUACAGAGCUGAAGAUGUAUUCACUUGCAGUGACCCCUAAUGGACACCUGGAUCCUCGUUGUGCAAUGCCUCCUCCCAUCAUCAUGCGCACUGCGGCCACCCCCAUGCCCACUCCAAAGAGCUCUCCUUGCAUGGACUCUGUACACACGUUUGUGGAUUCGAGAAGGGGAAGCAAUGUGUCGAUGGAUCCAUCAGUCUGUGAUCAGAAGUCUUUGGCCAGUGUUCGAAGCUCCCCAUGUGCACCUUGGGGCACCUACAGUAACUGGGGGAGCCGUCGCUCCAGCUGGAACAGCAUUGGUCGGGCACCAAGCAUCAAGAAGAAGAGCCAAACUGGGGAAAGGGAAUCUCUACUCUCUGGGGAGGGCAAGGGCAGCACCGAUGAUGAUUCCGAUGACUGCAGGUCCAGCUCAGUGGGCAGGAUAUCCAUCCAUCGCCGGGCAGGAUCUCUGGACACCCGGGGGUCUCUGGACAUUCCAGAGUUCCUGCAGGUCCCCACUUUACGACACUCGCUUAGCGUCAGCCCUUUGGCCAUGGUGCCUGCAGACUACCAAGACUGCAAUGGGAAAAUGGUACACGUGCCCAGCGAUCUGUUUGUGAGAGUAGACAAGCACAAAGAGGAACCUGUGGACUACGAGGACGACCUUGAAGAUAGUUACUGUUUUCGUCUCCGCAAGAUACUAGAGCCUUACAAGCCCAAGUGGUGCAAGACCCAUGAAGACUGGUCACUUUACAUGUUUUCUCCUCAAAACCAGUUUCGUAUGAUGUUCCAAAAGGUUAUUGCCCACAAGAUGUUUGACCACGUGGUUCUCGUCUUCAUCUUCUUGAACUGCAUCACCAUUGCCUUAGAGAGACCAGAUAUCGACUCAAACAGCAUGGAGCGAAUAUUCCUGAGCGUUUCCAAUUACAUCUUUACGGCGAUCUUUGUUGUGGAGAUGACCAUUAAGGUGAUCGCCUUGGGUUUCUUCUCAGGAGAACACGCUUAUCUUCAGAGUAGCUGGAAUGUGCUGGAUGGAGUCCUGGUGUUUGUGUCCAUCAUUGAUAUCAUUGUGUCCUUAGCGUCGGCUGGAGGAGCCAAGAUUUUGGGGAUCCUGAGGGUGUUAAGGCUUCUGAGGACCCUUCGUCCAUUGAGGGUCAUCAGCAGAGCACCGGGGCUGAAACUAGUGGUGGAGACGUUAAUUUCCUCUCUUCGACCUAUAGGAAAUAUUGUCCUUAUCUGCUGUGCUUUUUUCAUCAUCUUUGGGAUUUUGGGAGUUCAGCUUUUCAAAGGCAAAUUCUACUCCUGUGAGGGUCCGGACAUCCGGAACGUUACCAACAGAUCAGAAUGCAUUGGGCCACGCAAGUGGGUGAGGCGCAAAUACAACUUCGAUAACCUCGGCCAGGCCCUCAUGUCACUUUUUGUCCUGUCAUCCAAAGACGGCUGGGUGAACAUUAUGUACGAUGGACUUGACUCUGUGGCCACCGAUGUUCAGCCAAUCCGGAACCACAACCCAUGGAUGCUGCUGUACUUCAUCUCAUUCCUCCUCAUCGUCAGCUUCUUUGUGCUGAACAUGUUUGUGGGCGUGGUGGUGGAGAACUUUCACAAGUGCCGCCAGCACCAGGAGGCGGAGGAGGCCCGUCGUAGGGAGGAGAAACGGCAGAGACGUCUGGAGAAAAAGCGCAGGAGUAAGGCGUUGUAUAUGUCUGAGGCCCAGAGGAGACCAUACUAUGCCGAUUAUUCCCCAACGCGGAAAUACAUACACUCACUGUGCACCAGCCACUACCUGGACCUGUUCAUCACCUUCAUCAUUGGUAUCAAUGUUAUUACCAUGUCUAUGGAGCACUACAAUCAACCCAAGUCCCUGGAAGAGGCUUUGAAAUACUGUAACUACGUCUUCACCAUUGUCUUUGUGUUCGAAGCUCUCCUCAAGCUGGUUGCCUUUGGAUUUCGAAGAUUCUUUAAAGACAGGUGGAAUCAGCUGGACCUGGCGAUUGUGCUGCUCUCCAUCAUGGGCAUCACACUGGAGGAGAUCGAGAUCAACGCUUCCCUUCCCAUCAAUCCCACAAUCAUCCGCAUUAUGAGAGUGCUGAGGAUCGCCCGAGUGCUGAAGCUUUUAAAGAUGGCCACGGGAAUGCGAGCUCUGCUGGAUACAGUGGUCCAGGCUCUGCCACAGGUAGGAAACCUUGGACUUCUCUUCAUGCUCCUGUUUUUCAUCUACGCCGCCCUGGGAGUGGAGCUGUUCGGGAAGCUUGUGUGUACCGAAGAAAACCCCUGCGAGGGUCUCAGCAGACACGCCACAUUUGAGAACUUUGGAAUGGCUUUCCUGACGCUCUUCCGCGUCUCAACGGGGGACAACUGGAAUGGUAUCAUGAAGGACACACUCCGCGAAUGCAACAGUGACGACAAGCACUGCCUCAGCUACCUGCCCCUCAUCUCCCCGGUCUAUUUCGUUACCUUCGUCCUCAUUGCCCAGUUCGUCCUGGUCAAUGUCGUGGUGGCCGUCCUCAUGAAGCAUCUCGAGGAAAGCAAUAAAGAGGCCAAAGAAGAUGCAGAGAUGGAUGCAGAGAUCGAGCUGGAAAUGUCAAGAGCCGUCACCCCGGUAGUCCCCCCGGCAUUAGACGGCAAGGCAAUUGCUGGCGGUCAAGUGUCAAUGAAGAAAGAGCUGCCAGUGCUGCUGAAGCGAGCCAGGGGGGCACUGAGCCACGAGAAUGUGACUUUAUUGAUUCCCAAUACAUUGGAUGGUUCGCUCGUGCGGAAAGAGAAAAGACCGGGCUCCCCCGUGCCCUGCCAGCAGGCCUUGCCACUUCCCCUCCUGCCCUGCAGCUAUGGGCCUGAGGAUGGUGAUGUCUACAUGAGGGAUGGAACCGGAUCCCAAAACUUGCUGACGGUCAGAAAGGUGUCCGUGUCCAGGAUGCUCUCGUUGCCCAAUGACAGCUACAUGUUCCGUCCCGUGCUGCCAGCCAAGUCAUCGUACCCUCUGCGGGAGGUGGAGACCUAUGAGGAUAGCCCUCCUGAAGGAUCCCGUCUCUCAGUCCGUUCCCAACCAAAUGAAUCCGGCAACUCUCUGCAAACUCCUGUGGACUGUCAGCCCCUGGCCACAUCGGGCUGCCACGUGGACAACGAUGACAUGCCUAAAAUUCCACCUCCACGACCAGCUUCCAGGUCGCCCAGCCUAAACAGAUUUCUCCAACGGCAGGAGGCCGUACACAUGGAUUCGGUUGACUAUCAGAAUGGCGACUCCAAGGACAGCCUUCAACCUGAAUCAACAGAGAGUUCAAAGUUGAAAACACCUUCACUCAGCAACCUUCUAGCUUCGAAUUUGCUCUGUCCAACUCCCCUAUCGCUGCAGGGAACCCCUCAAUCUUCUCCCAAACCAUCUCCCCACCACAGACAUUCCAGCGUCCAUACUCGCAAGCAUACGUAUAGCCAACACAGUAUUCCCAGCCGCCCUUCGAGUGCGAGCAGUGACAACACCAACCCUGACGAGUCUACUCUAGAGUCCUCGGAUCCAGCUGAUGAAGAGGUCAGCCACAUAAACAGCCUGGCCAGUGGCUGGUGUGGACAAUCCAAUCAUAGAAGUCACUCCGUUUCUCCAUUCAUCUCCCAAGUUUCAUCUCCUCCUUUUCCUCCACUACUUAAGAACUGCAAUAGCACAGCCAGCCUGGUUGGGACCAGCAACGGCAAAGACUUGAAGAAGUUCUACAGUGUUGAUACUCAAGGAUUUUUAGCAAAGCCCAUGUGGGCGGAAGACCAAAGGAGGCACUCAAUCGAGAUCUGCCCCUCCAUUGAUGACGAUGGAGAUUCCUGCUUCGAUCUGUCCAUCGAUGACAAGCAGGACUCUUCUGUUCUCGUACAGUCUGACCCAGAGUACAUCAAUGGGGUUCGAAGGAAGAAGAAGAUGAGCCCGCCUUGCAUUUCUAUAGAUCCUCCCAUGGAGGACGAGACCGGCACAGCUUCACGUACCAAAGCAUCAGAGAACAGCAUGUUACGGAGGAGGACACCGUCGUGUGAAUCCACGGCAUACCGGGACUCUUUAGACCUUAGUGACAACCAAGUUGCAGAACAGCAAUCUAAAACCGAAAGAUGGAGCCAAGCGCCUUGUCGCAACGAACACUUGGUCAUUCUCGGCUACUCUUUCGACCAGCGGGAGGCAAACAGCUUCUCAGAACUUUUAGCCGAGGGUGGACGGCCCAGUUCUCCAUCCGUAGUCAUCAUAGACUCCAGGCCUGACACGGGGGCGUUAGAAAUUAAGCAACUAGACCAUCUUCAUAGCAACAAUUCUGAAAAGAACAUAGAUUUUACAGAAGUGAAGAGUUCUUUAAAAAAUCCUGCACUAGUCGACGCCUCUAACACAUCGGGCCAAGUGACAGACAAACCGUUAUAGCUUGUAAGGAUACAAGGGCUGGUGACGAACCACUGGAUAGACGGGUCUAAGAAAGCCCCUUUGGGUUAUUAGGGUUUUCAAUAGGUGGGAUUGGGGGGGUCCACAUGGGAGGAUGGAGAACGACUGAUGGUUGGAAUAAAAAUAAUAAUACAUUUUUGAUUUGUUUGAUUUUAUAAACGAAAUACGGAGACGACUUCCCAUAUAGCCUCAAUCACAUUGAUUCGGGUUUUAUUUUAAUGUUUUAUUUUGGUUUGUUUUUUCUUGUUUGUUUUUUGGGGGGGUUUGUUUUUAUAUUUUUAUGGCGGCACUUUUUUUUUUUAUUGUGCAGAGACACAGUACGCAGAGGUGCCAACAGAUGAAGCCUUGUACAAUAUCUGUAUAUCAGCAGUAUAAAUAAAAUAGAAAUAAUGUAUUUGUGAAAA